AUCGGCGAAAUCAGCUGUCUUGGCAAUUUGGGUUUAUUUUUAAGCUUAUUCUAGUGCUAAUAAAACGGACCGGCCGGGCGUCAUGUUCAUCGGUGGGCGUAUCCAGUUAACAAUAAUAAUUGGUGUGCCUCAGAUAAGCGGGAUACGUAAACAAACGACGGGGCAAACGCAAACAAACAUGUUGACACUCGGCAGUUCGUAGACAGCCGCCAGCGACUCCCAAUCAGUCGUGCUUUGGAUUCCGGACCCGUCGAUUCGCGCGGAUUGUGCGUGGUGUUUGUUGAUUAUUAAAGCUAAAAAUGCGUCAAUUUGCAAACUUUUAGUGGCUGCCAACUGCCAGAACUGUGAUAGAAAACCAAAAAAGUCUCCUUUAACGCUGAUACAGCAAAUUCCAAUUGGAAGAGAAACGUGAUCGCGGCAUAAACACACACACACACGUGCGCUGGCUGUGUAUGAGUGAGCAAAAAACACAUGCUUUAUUGCCUGUCUUUGCACUUUUUGUGAAUGAACUGAAAAAGCGGUGCCAAGUUUGGAGGAGCAGCGAUAAUACGCCAUUAGUAUUGAUCUUCGCGUCACAGGUCAACGUAAUUAGGACAAAAUGAAGGCCAUCGAUAAGGAGCUGCUGCCAAUGAAGGCACACUACUUUCUCUUCAAUGCCGGCACCGCUCCCGUGGUCCCCUUUAUGCCCACCCUCGCCGGCCAGCUGGGAUACUCCCCCGCAGUAGUGGGCACCAUGUACAUGAUUUUACCCAUCAUUGGAAUGCUGGCGAAGCCCCUCUUUGGCUACAUUGCAGACCGCUACCAUCAGCAUCGCACCCUCUUCCUAGGCGGCCAGGUGCUCACAGGCCUUGCCUUCUUCAUGAUCAUGUUCGUUCCGGGAAUGGAAAAGCCGCCGCCCAAGGUGGAGUUCCACUGUCAUCAGGGCGUAUCCAAUAUACAGUUCUGCUCCCAGUACGGCGAGUGCGUGGAAAAGAAUCUGGAAAGGUAUUAUGGCAAUAGAACGCUGGGCUGUGAACUCCAGUGCGAGGCUCAGCCCUUCCUGUGGGACAUUGUGUGCCAGGAUUGGCUGCAAAACAAGACAGAAAACUGUGCUGCGAAUCGCACAAAUCCCCAGCUGGAUUUUGGCACCAGCAUCAAUAUGAAUGACAUCUUGGACGCGGGUGGCUGCAUGCACUUUAUGAUUCCCCACGACCGCGGCCAGAUAGCGGGACAGAAUGUCACAUUCGUUUGUCCCAAGGAGAAGGAGUAUUUCAAGACCAACUGCACCAUGGACUGCAAGGAGGAUUACCUCAAGGAGCAGCUGGCGGAGAGUGCGGUGAUUAACACACGCAGUGCCAUGGCAAUGCCGCAGUUCUGGUUCUUCUUUGGCAUGCUCAUCUUUAGCUGGAUCGGCAUGGCGGUGGUGGUGAGCAUCGGGGAUGCCAUUUGUUUUGGCAUUCUCGGCGAGCGCCAUCAUUUAUAUGGCAAGCAGCGGCUGUGCGGAUCCCUGGGUUGGGGAAUAUUCGCCUUGCUGGCCGGUGUGCUCGUCGAUCACAUGUCCUUGGGCGAGGUGAACAAGAACUACACGGCUGUGUUUUGGAUGGCUCUGAUCAUAAUGGGAGUGGAUGUGUUUGCCUCCUCCAAGCUGAGGCACACCCAGACACAUUUGUCUUCCAACAUCUUGAAGGAUGUGGGUCAGAUGUUUCUCUCGCUGCGCUGCGUCAUCUUCUUCCUGUGGUGCGUGGCCAUUGGCCUGGGCACUGCGCUGAUCUGGAACUUCCUUUUCAUCUAUCUGGAGCAGCUGGACAAGGCGUUCGAGGGAUGCGACAGUUCGAUCAAAACUCUGGAGGGUCUGGUCAUGAGCAUCCAAUGCUUUGGCGGGGAGCUGCCCUUCUUCUUCCUGUCGGGAUGGAUUCUGAAGAAGAUUGGCCAUGUGAAUGCCAUGAGCCUGGUGCUCUUUGGCUUCGGAGUGCGCUUUAUUUUGUACUCGAUGCUGCAGAAUCCUUGGUACAUCCUGCCCAUCGAACUGAUGAACGGGGUGACAUUUGGUCUCUUUUACGCCACCAUGGCCUCCUAUGCGAGCAUUGUGGCGCCACCGGGCACCGAGGCCACCAUGCAGAGCCUUGUGGGCGCCAUUUUCGAGGGCGUGGGCGUCUCCAUGGGCAGCCUGAUUGGUGGCCUGCUCUUCGAGUCGGUUUCUGCUCGCACCACCUUCGAGAUCUUUGGAAUCGGCGCCUUCAUUGUGUUCGUUGUGCACGUGUCCCUACAGAUGUACCUGCAGCGCAAUAGAAACACCGACGAAAACGGCACUGUCAAGUAUUUCGCACCGACAGAUGCAAUGCACAUGCUGAAUGAUCAGGAGUAUAGUAGAGUUAGCUAAGCCCAAUCACCAAAUAAAACAAACACCAAUCACCAACAACAGUCACCAACAAUGAACCAGCGAGAGCAACCAGUCACCAGAUCCCAGGCUUCGACAGAUCAGCUGUGAAUGCUCCUCCACUUCGACAUCUUUCAACUCUCGAUGCUGCAUGUAUUGUAUUUUGUAAACGUGCUUUAAUUUAGUAGUAACUUAUUUUAGUAACCACACACUUUCCACACACCACACACACUGCGGAAUGACCUUGCCCAUAUUUACCUUUGAAUUCAAUGUGAGAACUUAAUUAUUUGUAGAAUUACAAGCGCAGUCGGUGAGUUUAAGCAUGAAUCCCAAUAUUCUUACCGUGAAUUUAAGCCUCGGCUGCCUUGGCGCUGUGAAUGUUUAACCAUUGUUUCUCCACCACAUCAACUUACUGUUUAACAUAUACGUAUAUAUAUAUUAUAUUUUUAUAAUAAUUAUAAAUAAUAUUUGUAGCUAGUGGUAGCUUCCUUUGAUCCGGUUGCAUGUAGCCAUUUUGUUCGCGUAAUCUCCUAGGUAUUUACUUAAUUAUACACGAAAAAUGUACCACAAAGUGAAAUGUUUUCCAGAAGCUCUAAUAACAUAAACAAUUAUCAUUGUUAUUACGUACUAUA
This is a messenger RNA of Drosophila kikkawai, 2988 nucleotides long. RefSeq names its product Sugar baby (gene Sugb). Gene Ontology annotation, molecular function: transmembrane transporter activity. The record is from RefSeq and is a predicted model, not a curated record. Gene Ontology annotation, cellular component: membrane. Lineage: Eukaryota; Metazoa; Arthropoda; Insecta; Diptera; Drosophilidae.